GGGAGAGGACACGUGCGAACGAGCGAGAGCAAGGACGAAGCCGUCGAGGGUUGAGGAGGCCCUCCCCCUCGGCGCGCCUCCUCUUCCUACUCCGUCCCCCGUUCGCCUGCUCUCACCCCUCCUCCCCCCGUGUCUCUUUCCCUCUUUCUGGAUAUUGUAUAGAGAACGUUAUGCUAAAGUAUGCAUGCACGAGGGUCGGUCCAAUGGUCAGGAAUCUCGCGAGUUCGUUCGUUCUGCGGCGGCACGUAUCCGGACUCGCGUUACUCCUUCGUUCCGAUACUCGCGGAUCGCGACGACGUCACGUUCUUAUUACCGUCGUUCGUAUCGUCAUCAUCGCCGUCGUCGUCGUCGUCGUCAUCGUCGUUGUCGUCGUCGUCGUCGUCAUGAGUGUAGCGGGGGAGGCGGCGCUACGCCGCGACGCGCGUGCACUUCCGGUCGACCGGUAAGGUGGAGAUCGGCCCGGCCUUACGGCGACGAGAGGGGGUGACUGGCGGGGGAUGAUUCAGCGUAAUGACGAUCGGCCUGAAUUGUUGCGAUGGAAUAUGGGAUCUGGGGUCUUCACGUCGCGGGUGAACUUUGGGGCGACCCGCGUCUCGCCCGAAGGCACCCGAUUCUGCCUCCCGGCGCGACGCAAAUACUACCGAGGGCCGCCUUCGCCCUGAGUGCCCUUCAUCGGCCGGAUAUGCUGCCGCUGCCGUUGACGGCAGCUGGACCGCCCUACGCUCCCAUAGAGCUGGUCACGAAGCCGUCGGCCGUGUCCAAGGAUGUCGAAGAUGCCGAGAAGGGCGCGAACGCCGAGGACACUCCGCAACGCGAUGACAACGAAGGGAACAUCGAAAAGUCCGAUCAAAACGAAAACCAGACCUACGUGCCGAACGAAAAUCAUGACAACGAAGACGCUGGCGAUGAGAGCGACACCGGGAGCACCAACAGUUCGCAUCGAUCGGCCAACAACAAUCUACCCACGAAGCUACCCGAUCCAAUGUCAUGCUUGGCCCUUGAUAAGGAAGGAGCGGUGACGCCAGUUCUGAACGGCUGGGUGUUGGGUGCGUACACAGCGAUGUUGGGCAGACUCUCCGCCGCCACCGCGGCAUUGGAAGCUACAGAAGCUUCCAAUGUCGCCUCCGAAAGUGAUUCCGAGAGCGAGCACUCGUCCUACACGGAGAAGUCAAGAGGCAGCAGUCCGAACGUGAGCAGUGUUCACCGCGGCUACUCCUGUGGUUCCUGCGACGUGGUAGCACCGACGAGGCCGGCCUUGAGGAAACACAUAGCCGAUUGCCACCCAACUUUAUCCAGCACGGAGACCGGCGAGGCCAAGAGGUGUCCAUCCACGGGCUGUGACUUCACGACGAGCAGCAGAUGCGAGAUGGAGACCCACGUGGCGGCGCACGUGGCCCAGGGGAUGACGCCAACGGGGAAAAAACGCUCGUUGGCCUUGCAACGCGUCAGGUAUAGAUAUGAGAGGGAGGAGUACCGAUGUUCGCUCUGUUCGUACGCGUGCACGAUCGAGAAGGCGUUCCAGAGACACCUGCGAGCACACGCAAGGGGCACGGCGCCGGAGACUAGGGUGAGCUGUGCCGUUUGCGGCGCCGACAGGUCCUCCGAAGUCGACCUCAGCAGGCAUAUGCGAAGGCAUCGCGACGACCGAUACUUCUGCUGCGACAUCUGCAUCUUUCGCACAGUGCAAUUGAAGAAGUUGAUACAACAUCGGCGCAUGCACACAGGCGAGAAGCCGCAUCUCUGUCCGCACUGCGCUUACCGGAGCGCGCGUCGCGACAACUUGCGUAGCCAUGUCCGGCGAGUACACAAGAAGGAGAAUCUCUACUGCGACACCUUCAGCCCGCGCGGCAUGCUGAUCAGUCCCUCGCUGUUGGCGAGGGACACCAGCCUGACGCAGAGUCCGGCGUCCUCGCCAUCUCCAAAUCCAGACGUGACGAACUAGCGAAAACGCCUCUGCAGAACAAAGAAGAAGCCAGCGGUCCCAGAAGCGCCGCGAGAGGAAGAUCGCGGGGCUCUUCGGCCCCUCACACGUCCUCAUUUUGUCAAUACUGCGAUCUAGAUAAUUAGAAUUCACAGGGAAGCCUUGUAGAAAUACUGAACUUGACAAACAGUCGGUCUAGACGAAUUGUCAAGAGAAUAUCACGGUCAGAUGAGCAUCGAUGAGUUCAACAAGAUGAGUUGGCAACUGUAAUCGCAGUUUAGCGAUAAUAUAACAAAUGUAGCGGAUGAGAUAUAAGAUAACGCAAAAGGUAAAAAUAGAGAAGGUUGCUUAAAAUCCACUGGCGUGGAUUCAGAAAAGAGGAACUCAAGCAGGAAACAUAAUCGAAGGUAGAUUGUUCUCCGGAUCAGCAUCGGCAAGGCUUCCCUUAUUAGACGCUAGGGAACGUAUAGAUAAUUGCAUGCGAACGUCGAUAAUUUAAUGUAACCUUUGAAUUCUAAUGAGAUCUUGCAUUAGUUAUAAACGUCGAAGUGUUACAUUGCGCGGUCGAUCCGUCGAUCGGAUCGACCGUUCGCCCGUUCGUCGAUCAGUGUCGACGAACGAGCAGAAAAAGCUGCGAGAUGGUGCUAGAAUCAGUAGACUGAAGGACUGAAGGAUCACGGAAGAAAGACUGAAAGUAGAAACGAUUCACGGCGCGACGUGUGAUGUCCAUCACUUUUAUGCUCCUUCGCACUGACCGCCGUGACUAAAAAAAAUUACGAUUCAGCGAAGUUUAAGACUGCAACUCUGUGCUGUUCCAGGGAUUCUCGUAUCGAUGUCGUGACGCUAUAAAGAUGCAAGAUUUAUUGCCUCUCAUUAGCUACUUGGUCGUCGAUUAUUUUGACGUAACCUCUAAAAAAUCUACUUCAACCUAAAUUUUAAUUCUCCAAUGUUGUGUGAUCUUGAUUUGAACUUUCCAGACUUCAUUUUAAUUCCGACUCAAAUUAGUUGUAAUUUUAAUUAGGUCAGAUCUUAAUUUAUAAUUUUAAUUUCAGUAGUCACUAGAGAUCUAUCUACAUAUCGCAAUUUUGUUCGUAUCAAUUGACGGAUUCGAGUAAUAACUCGUAAUGCUCGCACGCACGGUGAGAUGUACACUUGAGACACUAUUAUAUCGGGUCAAUAAUUAUCGAGACUGAAUCAUCGGGCGCACACGACAAUGUUACGAGAACUCUGGAUGGAAAGGUGCUAUUUUACAAAGAUUCGUUUUGACGUUAUGUACUAGCGUAUAGUUCGCUCUCGCACAAAUCGCCAAACUAUAAGUAAUUGUUAAGUACUUGUUAAUGCGAACACAUUGUUAUCGCUGCCUAAUUUGCUGGUCGUUUUAUUACCGAUUAACGAUUCGAGAACAACGCGUUAUUACGAUUAUAUUAUAGCGACUGCGAGCAGAUAGAGUAUGUAUUAUAUCGCGGGGGAUCGCGCCUAACGCGUUUUGCACAUAUAGACUUUUUGUAUCCGCAGAAUUCAAGCACCUACACAUAUAGAUCCGUCGAUUCAGAAAUCUAUACAUUCUUAAGGGGAUGCUGAAGCUGAAAACUUUACCGACAGAACACUGAUAUUUCUCUGCAAAGUUUACGUCGUAUUGGUUACACAGAAUUACAAAUGCUUUUAUGCAAUGAAAGUACGUGCAAAAAUAAAUAGGAGCAUUGCUCGAUAUGUGACGAAAAUGAAGAAAAAAUUUUUAAUGUAAAAUCUCAAGCUGUCAGUUAGCGUAAUAUUUGCCCAAUUCAAAAGUUUCGUGACUUGUACAUAUCGAAAGUGUGGCUACUCCAAGCAGAAAAAUUUUGAAGAACAUUGCUCUACCUUUGCAUCUGCAUUUGGAAGCUUAAGAAUAUCGAAAAAGUUUGCAGAAAGAUUUCUACACA
Molecule: messenger RNA, 3840 nt
Organism: Odontomachus brunneus
Lineage: Eukaryota; Metazoa; Arthropoda; Insecta; Hymenoptera; Formicidae
Product: zinc finger and SCAN domain-containing protein 10-like
Exons: 7
Coding region: 536-1942 (468 amino acids)
Biological process (GO): regulation of transcription by RNA polymerase II
Cellular component (GO): chromosome
Molecular function (GO): chromatin insulator sequence binding; DNA-binding transcription factor activity; RNA polymerase II cis-regulatory region sequence-specific DNA binding
Source: RefSeq, a predicted model, not a curated record